UGUCAGACUGAUAUCAAAGAUUUCAUGGAUACCCUACCAAUUCAUGCUUCGACUUAGCUGCAUCAUUGCUUCUUCCUUGACGCGCUCGGUCCUCUCCUGGACCUUCAAGGCCUCGUCUUGCGCAACAUUGCCUACCCCACCAACCAUGCGGUUAUAUCUCUGCCGAAAAUCUUGUUUUUCAACCAACGAGCGGAGCGCAAAGUAAUACUUGGCAUAAGAACUAAGAUGCAGAAACGACAUGAGCAUGUAUGUUGGUGAGUAAAAAUACAACUAAAAAAGCGCAAAAUAGCCGACCAGAACUCACCUGCUCGAUAUGUAAAGAUCCCACUUGACACUUCGAAGAAAAUUCAGUUCCAGUUUGUUGAUUGCUUCCAGUGAAAAUUGUGGAUACACGCUCGAAAACUCAAUGUUCCAAGAGGAAAGAUCUUGCCACACCUUCGAUGCAAGCAAAAGCCCGCACAUGAAAAUGGGACGCCAGGUACAAGCCAACAGCGGAACCUUCGCCACUUCCAUCAAGCGCUCAACGUAAAUAAGGCAAACAAUCGAACAUUCCGAGGAAAGUUGCACCGACUUGAAAAGCUGGUGACCAAACUCGUAGAUUUCUGUUUCGGUCGGGAUCGAGUACUGGACCUUGAUCUUUCGCAACCCGUAGACCAUCCCGGGUCGUGCCAUCGGAAUUCUCGCCAUGUUGCACUUAAACGUCGGUGUCCGGUAGGCAUCCUCGUUAAAAACUUCUCGCAUGGAUGCAUGAAAGAGACCAUCCCUUGUGGUUGCUUUCCUGCGUGCCGGGCUACUGCUAAAUCCACUCCUCUGGUGCUCGUCAAAACGACUCUCGAUCUUCACAAUGUGCCGCUGAAGGAUCAUUGCAACCCGCCGCAGGGCGUCCCGAAAAUUGGGGCGCUGUAGGGUCCCCAUGGGCGACGACAUUUGCUGGACACACGGUCGCGCCUCCGCCGCCUUGUACUUGAUCUUCUUUCGCUCGAUGCGCGGAGUGUAGGCGUCCGACGACGGACGAAACAUUUCGAUCGUCUUGGAUUUCGACUUCCUCGUCUUCCCUUUAGAAUCAUAGGACAAUCGUACCUUUCUAUUCGUUUUCGAUUUUUUGGAAUUGCUGUUCAGGUCAGCACUAGUUUUUUUUGGAUUGCUAGCUUUUGUAUCGAUUGUCGCAUUUGUGUUGUCCUGUGAUGAAAGAUUUCCAUCGAUUGAAUAAAAAUUAUCGGAACGUUUCCUCGGGUUUGAUUUUUCCUCAUGUGAGCUGGAUAAUGUCGACAAAUUCGUCUCCUCCUCGCUAUUGUGCUUCGUAUUAUUGGAUUUUUGGUGUGUUGUACCCUGUGAAGUUCCAUCUUGGACAAUGUCUUCUUUUCUCUGUUGGUCUUUCAUUUGGUCUGUCCCUCCGACAGCACCUGGCAAUAYACCUUGCAGGCCAGAGUAUGUUGUCGUUCUAGUUUUCUGCUGCUUGUUGUGAUCGACUCGAUAGGGACGCGCCGGUGGAACCAGAAUCGACUGCACCAUCCCCGGUGGGCCUCCAGGCUUGCAAAAUUCUUUCGAGGGAGUCAAAAAUCGUUUGUUCAGAUUGGUCAACGAGUUGCAAUUUGCGCGUUCCAACGAUCCAAUGGCACUAUACAGAACGGGUUGUUUUAUCAGUGAAAGCGUUGCAGUGCUCAUCGACCCCCUGCUGCUAUCAACACUUGCAUGCGAGCCAUCUACCGUCAUGUCUUCCGAACACGAAGAAGGCAGGGGGUGCGCCGUAGACACCGCACUCGAAUCAGUUAUCGCAUGUUUCAAGAGCGAGCCCGUCGCUUCCAUGUCCGGACUGGGGGACAGAUACCCAGCGACCUCGUCCAUGGCUGGAUUAUCGUUGUCAAUAUUGCCUGGUUCCUUUGGACUCCCUACCGAGGAAUGCGAAAGCGCCGGAGUGCCUUCAUUUGCGUACAGAGUCAGGGGCGGUGUAUGCGGUCGAUUCCAAUAUGGUUUCGUUCGAUUGGACAUUCGAUCUUCGCUCACCUGCAGUUUUGGUUUGUUUCCGCUGUUUGCAUUUGCACUUAAAUUUGAAAUUCUAUUUGCAUCCAAUAGUCGAGUGUGAAUGGUACCAACGUCUUCCGCAACCGAGGACAGCGAAUUUCUGUCGCUGGAGCUCGAUGCAGCUGGCAGUAUUAUUUGGUCGACAGCCUCGUGGCCAUUUUCCUCUCUGUAUAUAGCAAAGUUGGUGGGAUAAUGUCUAUCGCUGUGUCCAGCUUGUUCGAAAUAUUUUCUUUUCACGAAAUCUGUGUAAUCGAUCCGGUUGUCCCUGGAAAUAUUUUCCUGAAUGCCGGGGCUUUUUCGAUCACCGACGAUGGCAGCAGAGGCAGAGAAAUUCUUUGAAAGACCAUCCAUGGAGUCUGUAGCGUACGAUUGGGUGCCCGAGCCAUAGUGACCGACGCCCUGUUCAGAUUUGACAGCGCCCUGCUGGCGCGCAAGCUGCUGUCGAGGCAUCGGAGAUACUCUCKGUGCCAUUCUCCUACUCGCAAACCAAAAGACAACCGGGAACGAAUAGAAACCUCACCUCUUUCUUUGCUUCCGAACGCUCUAUUCUUUUCUAUUCUAGUCUAUCAUGUGAUUCUAUUUUUUAUUCCCAAUAAAAAGAUACUGAUGCC
Molecule: messenger RNA, 2633 nt
Organism: Pseudo-nitzschia multistriata
Lineage: Eukaryota; Bacillariophyta; Bacillariophyceae; Bacillariales; Bacillariaceae
Source: the annotation of a GenBank genome assembly